AUGCGGUGCAUGGCACUGGUCGUGGGCACUCGCGAGCGCACCUCCUCUGCACAAGGAAACUACAAGAAUCUCAGCACAAGGCUAUCGUUUAUAUCGAAAUACGUGUAUAUAAAGGGGAAAAACGGCACCGCAGAGCCAUUGUUCCGGCCAAAACUGUUCUUCACCGCCUCACGACCCAUGUCGACCUCGAACAGACUAUUGGAAGCGCACCGCGCCCUCUUCGAAAAGGCCACAAGCCACAAGCUCACUCAGCAACUGUGCGCGGGCACGCUGCCCGACCGCACACUGUACGUCUACCUCGCACAGGACCUACAGUUCUUCCAGAGUGGGCUCCGCCUGCUCACCAAGACCACGUCCGUCGCGCCAAACACGAACAGUCUGCUGAUACUCGCCAAGAAAAUCGGAUUCUUCGCCAAUGACGAGAACAGCUACUUCCACGAGUGCCUCGCACACAUUGCGGACGCGCUCCCAGCCGCAGACCAGGCGCGCUUCCGCGAGUCGCGCUUGCCUCAGGUGGACCGCUAUGUCCAGCUGCUUGAGCGCACUGCGAAAAGCGAGACAUCCUACGCCAAGCUCAUCACUUUCGUCUACUGCAUGGAGCUCGUGUACCUGCAGUGGCCCAAGAACUGCACAGUCGCCGUGGGGCUGCACUGGAAAUACCAGACCUGGAUUGAUCUGCAUGCGGGCGACCACUUCGAGACCUGGUGCGAAUUCCUCCAGCAGGAAGUCGAUAAGUGCGACUACGCAGAGGUUUCUGGCACCUUCGCGCAGGUGCUGCAGCUCGAGCUCGAGUUUUUCGAGGCUUGUAGCGCCCAGUGA
Lachancea thermotolerans CBS 6340 is the source of this 819-nucleotide messenger RNA. RefSeq names its product Pet18p (gene PET18). Gene Ontology annotation, cellular component: cytosol. Lineage: Eukaryota; Fungi; Ascomycota; Saccharomycetes; Saccharomycetales; Saccharomycetaceae. The record is from RefSeq and is a predicted model, not a curated record. The transcript has a single exon. The coding region runs from base 1 to 819 and encodes 272 amino acids.